AUGGUUCUGUGUGGUGCAACUCUUGUACCAUAUUACCUUGACGAAUCAGGAGGUUGGGGCGUGAGUAUUUCGGACCUGAAAAAGCAGCUGGAUGGUGCCCGAUCUGAGGGCAUCACUGUUAGGGGACUUGUGGUUGUAAAUCCAGGCAAUCCUACUGGGCAGGUUCUUGUGAGGGAAAACCAGUGUGAAAUAGUGGAAUUCUGCAGAAAUGAAAACCUUGUUCUUCUAGCAGACGAGGUUUACCAAGAAAAUGUUUACACAGAUGAAAAGAAAUUCAUCUCUUUCAAGAAGAUAGCACGGUCCAUGGGUUUUGGUGAAGAAGAUAUUUCUUUAAUAUCAUUCCAUUCAGUUUCUAAUGGAUACUAUGGAGAAUGUGGGAGAAGAGGGGGUUACAUGGAGGUCACUGGCUUCAAUUCUGAAGUUCGGAAACAAGUAUACAAAGUGGCAUCCCUAAGCUCAUGCUCCAACUUAGCCGGCCAGGUCCUCGUGAGCCUAGUCAUGAACCCACCAAAGGUUGGAGAUGAGUCAUACACCUCUUACCGGGAAGAAAGAGAUCGCAUUAUGUUAUCAUUAUCCCGAUGUGCAGAGGCGAUGGUGCAGGCAUUCAACAGCCUGGAAGGCCUGACUUGCAGCAAGGCUGAAGGGGCAAUGUUUGUAUUCCCAUCUGUUCGGUUGCCUAAAAGGGCGAUUGCGGCUGCUGAGGCAAUGAACACCAAACCAGAUGUGUUCUACGCUCUCCGCCUUCUUGAAAACACUGGCAUCGUCGUCUUGCCUGGUUCUGUGUUUGGACAAGUACCUGGCACAUGGCAUUUCAGAUGCACAAUCCUGCAACAGGAGGAGAAAAUACAACUGAUCAUCUAUCGCUUUAAGGCGUUCCAUGAAGCUUUCAUGGAAGAAUUUCGCGAUUAA
Molecule: messenger RNA, 909 nt
Organism: Triticum turgidum subsp. durum (durum wheat)
Lineage: Eukaryota; Viridiplantae; Streptophyta; Magnoliopsida; Poales; Poaceae
Source: the annotation of a GenBank genome assembly